Saccharomyces mikatae IFO 1815 is the source of this 1683-nucleotide messenger RNA. RefSeq names its product NADH-ubiquinone reductase (H(+)-translocating) NDE1 (gene NDE1). The record is from RefSeq and is a predicted model, not a curated record. Bases 1 to 1683 code for a protein of 560 amino acids. NCBI's taxonomy places the organism in Eukaryota, Fungi, Ascomycota, Saccharomycetes, Saccharomycetales, Saccharomycetaceae. The transcript has a single exon. Gene Ontology annotation, molecular function: NADH dehydrogenase activity.
AUGAUUAGACAAUCAUUAAUGAAAACCGUUUGGGCUAAUUCGUCCAGGUUUAGUCUGCAUGGCAAGUCAGGCCUUGUGGCAUGCACUAAAAAAAGAUCAUUCCAUGUUGCAAGGAAUUUGCUACAGGACAAGAAGGACAUUCUACAAAAGGUGGCGCCCACUACCAGUGUCGUUGCGAAGCAAUCAUUUUUCAGGAAAAGUGGGAAAUUUGCUUUGAAGUUCCUAUUGUAUUCUGCACUCGCGGGUACGGCAUACGUUUCCUACUCACUUUACAAGGAGGCCAAUCCUUCUACGCAAGUUCCUCAAUCGGAUACUUUCCCCAAUGGAUCGAAGAGGAAGACGCUGGUUAUUCUGGGCUCCGGUUGGGGGUCAGUGUCGCUUUUGAAAAAUUUGGAUACUACCUUGUAUAAUGUCGUUGUUGUUUCUCCAAGAAAUUAUUUUCUUUUCACUCCGUUACUACCUUCUACCCCAGUGGGUACGAUUGAACUGAAAUCGAUUGUCGAACCUGUCAGAACCAUUGCUAGAAGAUCGCACGGUGAAGUCCACUAUUAUGAAGCUGAGGCCUAUGACGUUGAUCCUGAGAACAAAACAAUCAAAGUCAAAUCCUCUGCCAAGAAUAACGAUUACGAUUUGAAUUUGAAAUAUGAUUACCUGGUUGUCGGUGUGGGCGCUCAGCCAAAUACUUUUGGCACGCCAGGCGUUUACGAAUACUCUUCUUUCUUGAAGGAAAUAUCCGAUGCUCAAGAAAUUAGAUUGAAAAUUAUGUCAAGUAUCGAGAAAGCCGCCUCUCUAUCUCCAAAAGAUCCUGAAAGGGCAAGAUUGUUGAGUUUUGUUGUUGUCGGUGGUGGCCCCACUGGUGUUGAAUUUGCCGCUGAACUAAGAGAUUACGUUGAUCAAGAUUUGAGAAAAUGGAUGCCUGAAUUGAGUAAAGAAAUUAAAGUCACUUUGGUGGAGGCUUUGCCAAACAUUUUAAACAUGUUUGACAAGUAUCUCGUUGACUAUGCUCAAGAUUUAUUCAAAGAGGAAAAAAUUGAUUUGAGAUUGAAGACAAUGGUUAAGAAAGUUGAUGCUACUACAAUAACUGCCAAAACUGGUGAUGGUGAUAUUGAAAGUAUACCAUAUGGUGUCUUGGUUUGGGCUACAGGCAAUGCACCAAGAGAAGUCUCCACAAACUUAAUGUCCAAACUAGAGGAGCAAGAUUCAAGACGUGGUUUAUUGAUCGAUAACAAACUUCAACUCUUAGGCGCUAAGGGUUCUAUUUUCGCCAUCGGUGACUGUACCUUCCACCCGGGUUUAUUCCCUACAGCCCAGGUCGCCCAUCAAGAAGGUGAAUACUUGGCUCAAUAUUUUAAGAAAGCUUACAAAAUUGACCAAUUGAAUUGGAAGAUAACUAAUACUACAGACGGUUCAGAGGUUACUAAAUUAAAGAACCAAAUAACCAAGACACAAUCACAAAUCGAAGAUUUCAAGUACAACCAUAAGGGUGCUCUAGCUUACAUUGGUUCAGAUAAAGCCAUCGCUGAUCUUGCCGUUGGUGAAGCCAAAUACAGAUUAGCCGGUUCAUUUACUUUCCUAUUUUGGAAAUCCGCCUACCUAGCAAUGUGCUUGUCCUUCAGAAAUAGAGUUCUUGUCGCCAUGGAUUGGGCUAAAGUUUAUUUCUUGGGUAGAGAUUCAUCUAUCUAG